Messenger RNA from Lathyrus sativus (Indian pea), 936 nucleotides. The record is from the annotation of a GenBank genome assembly. NCBI's taxonomy places the organism in Eukaryota, Viridiplantae, Streptophyta, Magnoliopsida, Fabales, Fabaceae.
AUGGAUCAUGUGAUUGGUGGGAAGUUUAAACUAGGAAGGAAAAUUGGGAGUGGCUCUUUUGGAGAGCUCUAUUUAGCACUUAAUAUACAAAGUGGAGAGGAGGUGGCUGUUAAGCUGGAAUCUGUGAAGACCAGGCAUCCACAGCUUCACUAUGAGUCGAAAUUGUAUAUGCUUCUUCAAGGAGGAACGGGUAUUCCCCACCUCAAAUGGUUUGGUGUUGAGGGAGAGUACAAUGUCAUGGUUAUCGAUCUUCUUGGACCAAGUCUGGAAGACUUAUUCAAUUAUUGUAACCGGAAAUUUACAUUGAAAUCAGUGUUGAUGCUUGCUGAUCAAUUAAUUAAUAGAGUUGAACACAUGCAUUCACGAGGCUUUCUUCACCGCGACAUAAAGCCAGACAAUUUUCUGAUGGGCCUCGGACGUAAAGCAAAUCAAGUGUACGCUAUUGACUACGGCCUUGCGAAAAAAUAUAGGGAUCUUCAGACUCACAGGCACAUACCAUACAGGGAAAACAAGAACCUUACCGGCGCAGCACGCUAUGCAAGUGUCAACACUCAUCUUGGAAUCGAACAAAGCAGAAGGGAUGAUCUGGAAUCUCUUGGUUAUGUGCUCAUGUAUUUCUUAAGAGGAAGUCUUCCCUGGCAGGGACUGAAGGCUGGAAACAAAAAACAAAAAUACGAUAAAAUCAGUGAGACAAAGGUGUCAACUCCGAUAGAGGUGCUGUGUAAAGCAUAUCCCUCUGAGUUUGUAUCAUACUUCCACUAUUGCCGAUCAUUGAGGUUUGAAGACAAGCCAGAUUAUUCAUAUUUAAAGAGACUUUUCAGAGAUCUAUUUAUUCGAGAAGGAUAUCAAUUUGACUAUGUUUUUGACUGGACUGUAUUGAAAUAUCCACAGAUCGGUAGCAGCUCUAGAGGACAACAUCACGGCAAUAACAAAUAA